Cygnus olor (mute swan) is the source of this 2092-nucleotide messenger RNA. RefSeq names its product syncytin-1-like. Bases 1 to 1581 code for a protein of 526 amino acids. The record is from RefSeq and is a predicted model, not a curated record. NCBI's taxonomy places the organism in Eukaryota, Metazoa, Chordata, Aves, Anseriformes, Anatidae. The transcript has 2 exons.
AUGAUUCAAUAUGUGGACGAUCUGCUACUAGCAGGAAAAGAUGAGGAUGCUGUAAAACAAGCAAGUAUCAGCUUGCUGAAUUUUCUGGGGUCACAAGGAUUAAAGGUUUCAAAGUCAAAGUUGCAGUUUGUAGAAGAGGAAGUAAAAUACUUAGGUCAUUUAUUAAAUAAAGGGACGAAGAAAUUAGAUCCUGAAAGGGUUAGAGGAAUUCUAGGAAUAAAAGCCCCAACUACUAAAAGACAGGUACGACAAUUGCUAGGGCUGACCGGAUACUGUAGACAAUGGAUAGAAGAUUAUAGUGGGAAGGUUAAAUUUUUGUACAAUAAGCUGAAUAAGGACGGAUUACUCAAAUGGACAAAAGAUGAUGAGGAGCAAUUAGAGAAGUUAAAGGAAGAACUUAUGCAUCCACCAGUUUUGAGUUUUCCAGAGUUAAAGAAACCAUUUUUCCUGUUUGUGAAUAGCACCGAAGGGACUGCCUACGGUGUGCUUGCCCAAGAGUGGGCAGACAGUAAAAAACCGGUGGCCUAUUUAUCUAAACUGCUAGACCCCGUUAGUAGAGGUUGGCCUAGCUGUUUGCAAGUUGUGGUGGCAGCUGCCCUAUUAGUGGAGGAAGCUCAAAAGAUUACGUUUGGGGGAGAAAUCAGGGUUAUAUCCCCCCACAAUAUACGUGGAGUGCUGCAACAAAAAGCUGAAAAGUGGAUCACAGAUGCAAGGCUGCUGAAAUAUGAAGGAAUUUUGAUAUCUUCACCCAAAUUAACACUAGAAACAACCUCAGUACAGAACCCUGCUCAAUUUCUUUAUGGUGAAUCGAGAGAGAAGCUCGAACAUGAUUGUCUUAGAAAUAUAGAAGAACAGGUAAAAUUAAGACCUGACUUAGAAGAUGUGGAAUUACCCUCAGGGGAGCAGAUAUACGUGGAUGGAUCCUCAAGGGUAGUAAUUAUACCUAGGAUUCUUUACCAUUCUGAGGAGUAUAUGUACAUCCAACAUGCUAUGGCAAAAAAUCACUUAAGGAGGAGAGAGCCUAUUACGGCUGUUACUUUAGCCACUCUGAUGAUUCUGGGGGCUGCAGGAGCCGGACCUGGAAUUACCUCUCUGGUAAAACAAAGCCAAGAAUUUACUUCUCUACGCAUUGCUGUAGAUGAGGAUUUGGCCCGUAUCGAGCAAUCUAUAUCAGCUUUAGAGAAAUCUGUGCGAUCCUUAUCUGAAGUAGUAUUACAAAAUCGUAGAGGAUUAGAUCUGAUUUUCCUACAGCAAGGAGGAUUGUGUGCAGCCCUACGAGAGGAGUGUUGUGUAUAUGCUGAUCACACUGGAGUAGUGAGGGACACAAUGACCAAAUUGAGAGAAGGGUUGGAAAAACGAAAAAGGGAAAAUGAAGCCCGCCAGAAUUGGUACGAAUCCUGGUUUAAUUACUCACCUUGGCUUACCACACUACUAUCGACUUUAACAGGACCUUUGCUGCUGCUUAUAUUAGCAUUAACUUUUGGACCAUGCAUAUUUAAUCGAGUAAUCACGAUUGUAAAAAGCCGAUUAGAGGCAGCUCACCUUAUGCUUAUAAGCACCAAAUAUGAAUCUCUUGAAUAAGAGGAAGAUGACACAGAAACCUUAAUGUUGAGCAAACUAGUGCUUCAGAAAUUCAAUGAACAAAAUUUGUUAGAAAAAGAAAAAGGAGGGAUUGUGAUAAAUUAGCGGGUGUUUGUUCAUUGUCUCUAAAAGGAAUGCAGAGAAUACACUGAGAAGAUAAGGUUUCACAAUUUAUGGCCUUGUUAAGGGGGAGGAUUAAGAAAGUAGAUAGUGGGGAAGGGGGUGCUGGGCAAACAUCCUUGAUGAAAUAAAGACUCUGUGAUCGCAAGGCAUCGCUUCACUACCCCCUUUCCUGAGCACGAGCAUAACGCAUGAACACUGAGAGAGGAGCGACGACCCCCCAACAACGGACUGCGCAGCCUCAAGAGAUUCAACAGGAACUUGGAUGCUAUAAAACAGCGAUGCGAAAAAAGGAAAGUUGCGUGCCGUGGCGGAGCGGAGACUCCCUGGCCGCCCAGCACUGUUUUGCUUGUGCCUGCUUACUUAAUUAAUAAAAUAUUUUUGAUAGACC